GGCGGUCGAGCAUUCUUCAUCGCUGGCGAACCAUUUUUUUAUUUACAAUUCUCCAGCUUGGUUAAUCAAUUCCAUUCACGUUUCAUAUACCCAAUUUUGAUCUCGAAAGGGGACAGAGAAGUCUUUCGCGAGGUGAAUCACGAGACUUUGAUUACUUUUGGCACUCUUAGGGUUUUCUUCCUGAACAAAGGGACUUCAUUUACAGCAACUGGAGCUGUUUUUAUUGUUUAGCUUCAAUGCAGAAUUAGACGAGAGGCAUGAACUGCUGAAUUCAAUCAAUGCAAGUUUGUCUCCUUAGCUUGAAUGGAUGUAGCAACAGAUACUACAAGGCGGCGUCUUCUUCCAUCCGAGAAGAACAAUGCACUUGCUGCCACUCGCCGUCCUCGAACAACGGAGGUUAGUUCAAGGUACAGAUCACCCACGCCAACCAAAACCGGGCGAUGCCCUUCCCCAAGCGUCACAAGGCCAACAGUGUCUUCAAGCUCUCAAUCCGUGGCUGCAAAAAGAGCAGUUUCGGCAGAGAGGAAGCGUCCUUCAACACCACCAUCUCCGACUAGUCCCUCCACACCGAUACGUGACUUGUCUAUAGACUUACCAGCUUCAUCUAGGAGGCUAUCUACAGGUCGUUUACCUGAAAGUUUAUGGCCUUCCACUAUGAGAAGCCUCAGUGUUUCGUUUCAGUCGGAUUCAGUCUCAGUCCCUGUUAGUAAGAAGGAGAAACCGGUUAGUAGUUCUUCUGUUGAUCGAACAUUGAGACCUUCUUCGAAUAUAGCUCAGAAGCAUAAGGCUGAAACGGCCUCUAUAUCAAGAAAACCUACGCCAGAGAGGAAGAGAAGUCCAUUGAAAGGGAAGAAUAAUGUGUCUGAUCUUUCAGAGAAUUCGAAACCUGUAGAUGGUCCUCACAGUCGGUUGAUAGAACAGCAUCGGUGGCCUAGUAGAAUUGGUGGAAAGAUCACUUCGAAUUCUUUAAACAGAAGCUUGGAUCUUGGUGAAAAGGCUUCAAGGGGUUUACCAACUUCAGGGCCUGGAAUGGGGCCGUCUCUUAGGAGAAUGUCACUACCAUUGUCCAGCAGUUCGAGACCUUUGCAUAAAACUUCUAGUAACACAUCUAGUUAUGGUGGAUUAGUGUCUCCAACAAAGUCGGAAGAUAAUAACAUAGCUCGAACUUCUGGGGCUCAAAGACUUUUGUCUGCAGGUUCGUUAGAUAGAGCAACAUUAGCAACGGCUGUAGCUAGGUUGCAUCCAUUGUCUGCUCCUGGAUCUCGCCCAGCUUCACCAAGUAGAACAUCGUUUUCGUCUUCAUCGUCUAUUUCCCGAGGCAUGAGUACUUCGAGAGGAGUGAGUCCAUCAAGAGGACUAAGCCCUUCUAGAGGAUUGAGUCCUACAAGAGGUUUAAGUCCUUCAAGAGGGUUAAGUCCUACUCCUUCUCGUGGCACAAAUACUUCCUGUUUUGCUAGACCAUCAACUCCACCUUCAAGAGGAAUAAGUCCUUCACGGAUAAGACAAACCAGCACUUCCACACCAUCCAGUACCACAACUUCGGUUCUCAGCUUCAUCACGGAUGUCAAGAAAGGCAAAAAAGCAAGCUAUAUCGAAGAUGUUCAUCAACUGCGCUUGCUCCACAAUAGAUAUUUACAGUGGCGGUUUGCAAUUGCACGAGCUGAAUCUGUAAUGUAUAUUCAAAGACUAACUUCCGAGGAAACCCUGUUUAAUGUGUGGCAUGCGAUAUCAGAACUUCAGGAUCAUGUGACCAGGCAAAGGAUUGGCCUACAACAGCUAAAGCUAGAGAUCAAACUCAACUCACUAUUAAACGAUCAGAUGGUGAGCCUUGAAGAUUGGGCUACACUUGAAAGAGACCAUGUUAGUUCUUUAGUUGGAGCCAUAUCAGAUUUAGAAGCAAACACUCUCCGCCUUCCAGCAACUGGAGGAACAAAGGCGGACACUGAAUCUUUGAAAGCAGCUAUGUCCUCGGCUCUCGAUGUAAUGCAGGCUAUGGGAUCGUCCAUUUGGUCUUUACUCUCGAAGGUGGAGGAGAUGAACAUAAUGGUAACAGAACUCGCUGUUGUAGUUACAAAAGAGAGUUCUAUGCAAGGAAAAUGCGAAGAUCUUCUGGCCUCAACUGCGAUCAUGCAGAUAGAAGAGUGUAGCCUCAGGACUCAUCUGAUACAAACUAGGCGAGAAGAAGGAGAAGACGCAAAGGAGACUCCUCCAUUGUUGCCAUUAAGCAAGUUUCCAUGGCCAUAAAUAACAAAGCUUACAGUUCCCACACGCUCAACACUGAUCACCUGUAAAUUGCUCUUUGAUGCCCCACAUUUCUCUUGUCGAGAUCCUUUUUUGAUCUUUGCUUGUUGAAGUUUUCUUCUUCUUUUUUUGGUAUAAAACAUUAGCUUAGGA
Molecule: messenger RNA, 2394 nt
Organism: Arabidopsis arenosa
Lineage: Eukaryota; Viridiplantae; Streptophyta; Magnoliopsida; Brassicales; Brassicaceae
Source: the annotation of a GenBank genome assembly